Messenger RNA from Zerene cesonia (dogface butterfly), 1035 nucleotides. RefSeq lists its product as uncharacterized. NCBI's taxonomy places the organism in Eukaryota, Metazoa, Arthropoda, Insecta, Lepidoptera, Pieridae. The record is from RefSeq and is a predicted model, not a curated record. Bases 227 to 715 code for a protein of 162 amino acids. The transcript is spliced from 3 exons.
UCGGGCUAAUAUAACGGUACGUUCUAAGUAAAGAUAGGAGUGUAGAUAAGUUAAUAAGAUUAUUAUUAUACUUCAUGGCAGGGUCGUGGACCUGUUAGGGACGGAAUGUUUCUGAAACAGUAUAAAAAAGGAGUGCUCCCCAGGGAGCAGUCACUCUGCUUUUGGGUCGGGUACGCGCGGGUUCCUUGGUUUUUUUAACUCAUCGAGUGAUUUUUUAAUUAGUGCCAUGUAUCAUCACAAAAAUCAAAUGAUCUGUGUAUUGUUAAGUCUGGUGUUAAUAGCGUCUUCAGAAGGCUUCUUCUUAAAGUGGGGCUCCGAUGCAGGGAGCCAGCAGUCCCAAAAAUGGAUACAACCGAUAUCGCCGAACAUGUCUCCCGCGUACAGAUACCAGUACAUAUAUCCCUACGAGUCUCGUAAAGUGUACCAAGCGCCUCAACAGCAGUACCAACAGCAGUACAUGCAGCCAGAUGUUCAGCUGCAGCAAACGAUAGCCCCGAUACCUAUAAGCGUGCCGGCUGGAGCGAGCCUCACGCCUGUAUCGUUGCAGCACGUACAAUUAGUGCCCUGCAUGUGCCCAGUCGCACCUGAAGAGGCUGAAAAACUGCAGGAGCAAGUGGGCCCGGGGCCGUACGUAGCACAGACAUACACGCAAAACUAUGCGGUACCGCAGCAGGUCGCAGUGGCUGAUAAUUCGAAGUCUACGACGAAACAAUAAAUUAUUAUUUGUAACGCAUCGCUUGUAAAUUGGUUUUACAUGUUGUAUUUGGUGAACUGUUUCAACAAUUGUACAUCAAACGUUUAGUACGAAAAAUGUUGCACCGAUAUUCGUUUUCAAUUUAUAUAACGUGCUUUGUCAGCGCGGACGGUGGGAAUAAGAAUAAUAGUUUUAACAGUUUUAAAUUACCCUUGACUAAUUUGCAGCGAAUGUGUUAAACCUUCCAAUGAUUUUUGUUCAAUAAUUUAUUUCUCUAUUUAUAAAUUUAUAUAAGACUGAUAGGUUAGGGAUGAUUUUGUAUUGUCAAUAAAUAAGUAAAC